Messenger RNA from Trichoplax adhaerens, 522 nucleotides. RefSeq lists its product as uncharacterized. The annotation marks the transcript as partial. Gene Ontology annotation, molecular function: protein binding. The transcript has a single exon. The record is from RefSeq and is a predicted model, not a curated record. Lineage: Eukaryota; Metazoa; Placozoa; Uniplacotomia; Trichoplacea; Trichoplacidae.
UCGCUGGAAUUAAAAUUGAAAAUAUUAGGCGAUCAUAAUUUAGAUGUUGCUGCCUCCUAUUAUAACUUAGGCAAUAUUUAUCAAAGGCAAAAGAUUUAUGAUAAAGCUGUCUCCAUGCACCAGAAAGCCUUAGAUAUUCGUUUGACUCUAAGAGGACGUAAUCAUACUGAUGUUGCUAAUUCAUACGAUCUUAUAGGAAAUGCUUACCGCCGUCAAAAUAAACACAUCGAUGCUUUGUUAAUGUAUCAGAAUGCUCUAACUAUAAGACAGGAAUUACUUGGAGAGUAUCAUGCUGAUGUCGCCGAUUCAUACAACAAUAUGGGAAACGCCUAUAAGAAUCAAUCUAUGUACGAUAAUGCCCUGUCUACUUAUCAGAAAGCUUUGGAAAUUUAUAUGAAAAUAAGUGGAGAAAACAUACCAGAAGUGGCUUUAUUAUAUCGUAACAUGGCCAAUGUCUACGAGAAACAGGAUAAUACUAAUGAUGCUGCAGCAAUGCACAAAAAAUUGACUGCUGUAAAGGAG